This is a messenger RNA of Cladocopium goreaui, 3051 nucleotides long. Lineage: Eukaryota; Dinophyceae; Suessiales; Symbiodiniaceae. The record is from the annotation of a GenBank genome assembly.
GUCCAAGCCUUGUUGAAGAACUUGGAGCCCACCUGGCGAACCGAGGCCCUCUUGGCCCCUGAGCCCUUUGCCGCUACGGCGCAGAAGGGCGCAGUGCUGGUUGCGGCAGAGGCCCUGGCUUCGGAGCUGGGAGGAUUGCUUCAAAGUGCCCCCAGCUGGUCUGUGAGGCAACAGGGCGAGUGGGCCCUCUGUAGCAGUAUGGAAAGGUUUUCAGCCUUUCUUCGAUGGCUCACCAGCAUUGUGAUCAGCACCACCAGCGAGUUGGACGACAGCAGCGUGAGCAGCAGCACUGAGGACUUCAGUGCGUCUCUUCGCUCGGUGGCUCGCUUGGUGUCUCGCAUGUCAGGUUACAUGCAAGGAGAGGGGUUGGGUGAGGCUUCUGCCCUUCGUUUGCUGCACGCUGAAGCGUUGGCUAAAGGCGAGAGAUUCAUCGACUAUCGACCAGGCCUGGUGCUGAUGCCGCAGCCCAUGGCACACCUGAAGUGCGUUUCCGUGGCUUUGUUUCAAUCCGGAUGGGCAGUGAAGCAAAGGCAACUUCGCAAAUCCAUGGAGAAGUUCAUGCCAGAAACCCUGAAGGAAGAUCAAGAGUUGAUUCCUGGUGGGGACAUUAGGAAUCCCGAUGAAGUGGAUACGUUGCCAAUGGACUUCUCAGUCUUGGAAGCAGAACAGAUGUUGCAUUCUGGGUCCAUGGACACCAUUGAAACUCCGGAUGAUGACGGUGAGGAACAAAGCAACAAGGACGAUGAAGAUGAAGGAAAAGGAAGUAAAAAGCGCAAAGCACCCCAAAGUGAAGACGAAGAUGAAGACAAUCGCAGUUCAAGUUCGAGCGAGGAAAGCGAGGCUGAGGAGAAGCAGGAGGAUGCAGGAGAAGAAAGCAACUCAGAAGUUCCCACAGCAGAAGAAGAGGAGCAAACUGAAGAAAGUGAAGGUGAUGAGGCUGAAACCUUUGAUGUGAAAGCUGCACAAGCUGAAGAAGCCUCUGCACAGAGUCGAGAGCAAUCAUCAUCAGAUGAAGGUGAUGAAGCCCAGGAAGCGAAUGAUGAGAUGAGCUCAGAAGAUGACAAUAUGGAUUCUUCCCCGAAAAAAUCCAACAAUGAUGAUGGCCAAAGUGAUGCAGAGGCUGAGGAGAAGGUGAAGUCAAAGGAUGCUGAAGAUGAAGAAUGUGAUGAAGACACCGAAAAGCCUGAAGAUGAGAAAGAGGAGGCAGAGGAGCAAAGAGACACAGGUGAAGGAAGCAGCAAUGAGGAGGAAAGUGAAGAAGGCGAAAGCGAAGCAGAGGCUGAGGAGAAGGUGAAGUCAAAGGAUGCUGAAGAUGAAGAAUGUGAUGAAGUUGAAGACACCGAAAAGCCUGAAGAUGAGGAAGAGGAGGCAGAGGAGCAAAGAGACAAAGGAGAAGGAAGCAGCAAUGAGGAGGAAAGUGAAGAAGGCGAAAGCGAAGCAGAGGCUGAGGAGAAGGUGAAGUCAAAGGAUGCUGAAGAUGAAGAAUGUAAUGAAGAUGAAGUCACCGAAAAGCCUGAAGAUGAGGAAGAGGAGGCAGAGGAGCAAAGAGACAAAGGUGAAGGAAGCAGCAAUGAGGAGCAAAGUGAAGAAGGCGAAAGCGAAGCAGAGGCUGAGGAGAAGGUGAAGUCAAAGGAUGCUGAAGAUGAAGAAUGUGAUGAAGUUGAAGACACCGAAAAACCUGAAGAUGAGGAAGAGGAGGCAGAGGAGCAAAGAGACACAGGUGAAGGCAGCAGCAAUGAGGAGGAAAGUGAAGAAGGCGAAAGCGAAGCAGAGGCUGAGGAGAAGGUGAAGUCAAAGGAUGCUGAAGAUGAAGAAUGUAAUGAAGAUGAAGUCACCGAAAAGCCUGAAGAUGAGGAAGAGGAGGCAGAGGAGCAAAGAGACAAAGGUGAAGGCAGCAGCAAUGAGGAGGAAAGUGAAGAAGGGGAAAGCGAAGCAGAGGCUGAGGAGAAGGUGAAGUCAAAGGAUGCUGAGGAUGAAGAGAAGGCGAAGGAAGACUUAAGAAGGUCUCACUUUGGCUGGUUGAAACGCACAGACAUGAAGAAGGUCCUGGAUGAAGUGAUCGACGACAAGGAAUUGUUCGAGGAGCUGAUGAGUGAAGGCGGCACAGACACGAGUGACGCUGAAAGUGAACAAGAUGGAGACAAGAAGUCAAAGGCAAGUGAGGACGAUGACAAAGAAAAAGAACAACCUGCAGACACAAAGGAACCCGAUGAGAACAAAUCGAUGGCUAAAAAGGAUGAUGAAAAUGAAAGCGAUGAUGAAAAGGCAGAUGAGGCUGAGAAAGAAUCAGACAAAGAGACACCACUUGGACGUCCCAGUGCUGCUGCUGCUGGGUUUACGACCAUGGGCUUGUCUGAUGCUGAAGUAGAUCAAGCGAUUGCUUUGAACAAAGAAGGCAGGUUGAAACCCAAAGGCAAAGCAGCCCCUAAGAAGCCUGCUGCGUGCACCCGCAAAGAGAAGGCAAAGGUGAACGUGAAGAAAAAGGCAGGAAAGAAAGAUGAUGAUGAAGACAUAGAAGACGACAAUGAUGACUCGCAGGAUGACGAUGUGAAGGUCAAGAAAGAGGAUUGUGAGAAAGAGGAUGAAAAGCCACAGGAGGAGACAAAGGCCCCGAAGCGCCGACAUCGAACAAAGAGUGCUCGAAGCUUGACUCCCGAGAAGCCAGCACCCAAAGCUGCGGUGAAGCCUUCGAAGGCUUUUGGCAAGAAGAAGAGGGAGGAAGAGCUUCCGCUAGACUCUGCAAAGACUUCAGUGGUGGAGUGCGUUGAUGCCAAGGACUUCACUUUUUCAGCCUACAAAGUGGUUAUUUCCAGGGUUCAACAAGAAGCUUUGGAUAGAGCCAAUGCAAAGGAUGGCUGGCAAAUCGAGACACGGAAGAGAUUGAGCGGGAAAAUGAAAAACUAUACCUAUAAGGUCUUUAUCGACCCCCAUGGGACUAAGUACUAUUCCCUUGCCAAGGCAGUCCAGGUUGGAUUCAAGGCGUCUGCUGCAGAUGACGGUCGAAAGACCCGUCACCAGAAACUUAAAAAGAAGAAGUCAAAGGCAGAGUAA